Molecule: messenger RNA, 400 nt
Organism: Caenorhabditis sp. 36 PRJEB53466
Lineage: Eukaryota; Metazoa; Nematoda; Chromadorea; Rhabditida; Rhabditidae
Source: the annotation of a GenBank genome assembly
AUGAGCAGAUCCAAUGUAUCCCUUCAGUUGGAGAGAGUCUACAACGAGCAGCGAAAAGCGGCCACACUUGCCUCAACAGCCACCGGAUUUAUCAUGUAAGUACCUAUGUACAGUACCCUACUCGGAGAGAUAGAAUAGGUUUGACCUCUAGAACUGUUAUCACAUUAUGACUGCGAAAAGACGUACUUUGAAAGAAAGGGAGAAAGAAAUGAAGUUCUGGACGUUGAACGUCGGACCAAUUACACAAAACGACCGUAACCGUUACCAUACUUUCUUCAUUUCAAGGUCGAUCUGCUUCUUCGGCCUUCCGCUCAUGUGGUCCGGUUUCUUCAAAGUGAUGUCAGUGCCGCCAGCGACCGUCUGCUCCAACGAUCCAUGGAGCGGAAUCACCGACUUGUAA